AUGGCCAGGGCCCGCGGCCAGGCCCCCGGGAGCGGCGGGCGGCGGCGGCCGCGGCGGGGAAGCCCGGGGACCGGGCCCCGGGGGGAGUCGGCGGGUCUGCUGCUGCUCCUGCUGCAGGUGCUGCCGCCCGGGGCAGCGGCAGGCCCGGGGCGCCGGGGCACUCGGGGACCUGGCGGCGGCUGCGUCUGCUGGCCCGGCGCCGGCCCUGCUUUUCCCCGGGACGCGCGACUGCUGCUGUUGCUGCCACCCCGGCCGCCACCGUCGCCGCCGCCGAGCUCUACGGCCGCAGCCUCCCCCUCUCGGAUGGACGCUCUGCCCCGCGGUGGGCUCCACCUGAAAGAGGAGCCGCUGCUGCCCUCCAGCCUGGGCUCGGUGCGCUCCUGGAUGCAGAGCGCGGGCAUCCUGGACUCCAGCACCGCGGCGCAGAGUGGCGUGGGCCUGGCAAGAGCACAUUUUGAAAAGCAGCCCCCCUCCAACCUCAGGAAGUCCAACUUCUUCCACUUCGUGCUGGCCAUGUACGACCGGCAGGGGCAGCCCGUGGAGGUGGAGCGCACAGCCUUCAUCGACUUCGUGGAAAAGGAUCGAGAGCCUGGGGCAGAAAAGACGAACAAUGGGAUCCAUUACCGCCUUCGGCUGGUGUAUAACAAUGGACUUCGGACAGAGCAAGACCUCUAUGUGCGUCUCAUCGACUCCAUGUCGAAGCAGGCUAUCAUCUAUGAGGGACAAGACAAGAACCCUGAAAUGUGCCGAGUGCUGCUCACUCACGAGAUCAUGUGCAGUCGGUGCUGUGACCGCAAGAGCUGUGGUAACCGGAAUGAGACACCUUCAGAUCCAGUCAUUAUUGACAGGUUCUUCCUCAAAUUCUUUCUCAAAUGUAACCAGAACUGCUUGAAGAACGCAGGGAAUCCCCGGGACAUGCGCCGCUUCCAGGUGGUGGUGUCCACAACAGUGAGUGUGGACGGACACGUGCUGGCCGUGUCUGACAACAUGUUUGUGCACAACAACUCCAAACAUGGCCGCCGGGCCCGCCGCCUGGACCCUUCUGAAGCUGCCACCCCCUGCAUCAAGGCCAUCAGCCCCGGGGAGGGCUGGACCACGGGAGGCGCCACCGUCAUUAUCAUCGGCGACAACUUCUUCGACGGCUUGCAGGUCGUGUUUGGCAACGUGCUCCUGUGGAGCGAGCUCAUCACUCCCCACGCUAUCCGGGUGCAGACGCCGCCACGACACAUCCCUGGGGUAGUAGAAGUGACCCUCUCCUACAAGUCCAAGCAGUUUUGUAAAGGAGCCCCUGGCCGCUUCGUCUACACAGCCUUGAAUGAGCCUACCAUUGACUACGGAUUCCAGAGGCUACAAAAAGUCAUUCCCAGACACCCGGGGGACCCUGAGAGGCUGCCCAAGGAAGUGCUGCUGAAACGGGCGGCUGACUUGGCGGAGGCCCUGUACGGAGUGCCCAGCAGUAACCAGGAGCUCCUCCUGAAGCGUGCGGCGGACGUGGCCGAGGCUCUGUACAGCGCCCCGCGCGCACCCGCACCCCUCGGACCCCUGGCCCCCAGCCACCCACACCCCGCCGUCGUGGGCAUCAACGCCUUCAGCAGCCCCCUGGCCAUCGCCGUCGGGGAUGCCACACCGGAGCCCGGCUAUGCCCGCAGCUGCGGCAGCGCGUCGCCCCGGUUCGCGCCCAGCCCUGGCUCUCAGCAGAGCAGCUACGGCAGUGGCCUUGGAGCUGGCCUCGGCAGCUACGGGGCGCCGGGUGUGACUGGCCUCGGCGUGCCCGGGUCCCCUAGCUUCCUCAAUGGCUCCACCGCAACCUCACCUUUCGCCAUCAUGCCCUCUAGCCCCCCGCUGGCGGCUGCCUCCUCCAUGUCCCUCCCGGCCGCGGCCCCCACCACCAGCGUCUUCUCCUUCUCGCCUGUCAACAUGAUCUCCGCUGUCAAACAGAGGAGCGCCUUCGCCCCUGUGCUGCGCCCACCCAGCUCCCCAUCCCAGGCCUGCCCCAGAGCCCACAGAGAGGGCCUUCCAGACCAGCCUUUUGAAGAUACUGACAAGUUCCACUCUGCAGCCCGGGGGCUCCAGGGCCUGGCAUACUCUUAAUUACGGUCCGCGCAGGUGCUGCCCCCAAUGAGGCUGGACUGGCGGUCCCUCUGGAUUCACAUUCACGGCCGGGUUGGCAGCACAAACAGAUGUAGGGUCAAGACCUUGGGUAGACCUCAAUCCCUGGGAUACACAGGGAGAGGCCUUCACCUCUGUGCUCAAGGCCCCCUCAUACCCACAGACCCUCAUACUUACCUCCCUUUGGGGGGGGGCACAUUAGAAGCCCAGCACUGUGAGGAUGCUCUUGGCAAGAGAGCAUCAUAGGGAGGUGUUGUGAUGUCGGACCUUACCCACUGGGUUGGUUCCUCUGUAAGAGAUGGGUUUUGUGAAGACCAGAGACGUUGGUGAGGUGAGCAAGAAUUAGGAACCGUGGGAAAGAGGACAUCUCAGGGAGAGGUGAUCUAGACGAGGUCCUGAUUGCAUCUGACGAGUCUCACCUGACCUAGCAGCCCACCUUCUCUCUUGUGAACAAGGUGGUAUCUAGCAGUCUCAGGAGGCCCAUUCAGGCUCCCAUGGAGCUGCCCACAAGCCACUGGACCCCAAUGGCUGCCCCCACUUCCUCUGAGAGUAGCACAUUCAUGCGGAUCCCAUCACACCUCCCUGGGGGGUUUUAGGCAUGGAAGAUGCACAGAAGGGCCUCCUGAAAUUUGGCUCUUACCCCCAUGGAUGUUUCGUGAAUUUUGUCCCCCUACCACCACACACCCAACUCUAGUUGGCCGAAAAGAACAGCCUGGCUGCCCCUUGGUGGCCUCACACUCUGCUGAGUUUGGACAAAAUGGAACAAUAAACCAGAUGCAGGUGGCCA
Messenger RNA from Peromyscus eremicus (cactus mouse), 2896 nucleotides. RefSeq names its product EBF family member 4 (gene Ebf4). The transcript is spliced from 18 exons. Gene Ontology annotation, biological process: regulation of transcription by RNA polymerase II. The record is from RefSeq and is a predicted model, not a curated record. Bases 1 to 2091 code for a protein of 696 amino acids. Gene Ontology annotation, molecular function: DNA-binding transcription factor activity, RNA polymerase II-specific; RNA polymerase II cis-regulatory region sequence-specific DNA binding. NCBI's taxonomy places the organism in Eukaryota, Metazoa, Chordata, Mammalia, Rodentia, Cricetidae.